GAAUGGAAAGAUGCUGUUUACUGUUUAGCUCGUUUUUUCUACACUCAAAAGUUGUGUUGUUUCUUGAUUCCUGCAUUUCGUGUUCAUUUAGAAGAUGUUAAUGUAGAAACGCUGGGUUUUUAUGAGAUUAUUGAAAUAUUUUCACGCACGUCAUGGCCAAUUCUCAAUAUGAUCUCGACCUGUCAGGUGGAUUAAUGCCUCAAAUACAAGCUUUGCUUGCACCACCUUUAUUGGAAGACAUUUCAAAAGAAAAGCGGAAAGAUGGUUUGGCAUUACAUCCCUACUACAGAAGGCCAGGAAGGGGUCAUAACCGGGAUAGUUGUGAUGCCUGUAAAGAAGGUGGUGAACUCAUUUGCUGUGACUCUUGCCCAGCUUCCUUUCACCUUCAAUGCCAUGACCCUCCAUUGGAGGAGGCUGAUUUACCCAGAGGUCUCUGGAACUGUCACAGUUGUCGAGUUAAAAAGACUCAAGAAGCUGCAUACACUCUUACCCAUUCUAUAGAGGUAGAUGAUGGAGCAGACUCUGAUUCCAGCAAAAAUGGGAAAAGAUUAAACAAUUCAACAUCAAGUUCAACAAUUCAGCUGUUAUCUAGUGGACAGGGAGUACCUGAGAAGAUUGCAGGUCGUCGUCGAACAAACAAUUCCGAUGAUGUGGAUGUAGAGACUCCUGGUGUAGGCUCAGAAAAGUCGAGUGACAGGGAGGAGAUCUUUGAAAGUGCGGGAAAAGUGUCGUUUUUUGCCCCACUCAUCAAAGUAGCAGCAUCCAUGAAUCCACAACAAUUCGAACUUCCACCUGAACUUGUAGAGCCUAUCCCGUUCCCAGGUUCCAGCAAAUCAUGCGCUUCUAAAAAGACAGGACCUGGGCUUAAAAAGAAGUCACAUGAGCUUGAUAACGGACUUGUGCCGUUACCUUUGCGAGCGUGCUUCUAUUGCAGCAAGAGUUGCCGCAAAGCGCCAAUGGUCGCCUGUGACUUUUGCCCCCUGGUUUUCCAUUUAGAUUGUCUGGAUCCUCCGCUUGUUUGCAUGCCAGUUGGCAAGUGGAUGUGCCCAAAUCAUCCUCAAAAUAUUGAAUAUAAGUUGUUGCCAGAUUCUCGGCUUACUGAACGCGUCAAAUUUUGGUCGUUUUUGCAGAGACCUAUUGAUCAUGAAACCGUUAAAAUAUAUUUUUUGCGUAAAGUAAACCGAAAACAUCCACCCUUUCGUCGGAAGGUCCCUCUGCCAGGCCGGCCUCGUAUGAGAGUGCCAUUGAUAAUCAAGAAUCAGUACAAGCAUCCUCCUCUGCUUCCCGCUCGUCUGAGCGGGACGCAACCAUUCCACUGGUCGCCCGUUCUUCCUGAAACACGAAGGAGUUUGAAGCCUUUCGGAAGGAAUGAAUCAAGCGACGAGGAUGAUAAAAAUGAAGAACAAACCCAGCCUCAAGAAGAGGCUCAUCAAAUAGCAGCAGAGUGUAAGAAAAUGCUUUCGAACGAAGGCGAAGCUGCGGAAGAAUCUGAUACUGUGUUACCUGAACGAAGAAAGGAAGAAUCGGUUGAAGGGUCGAGUUCUUCUGCGUGCAGUGGAUUGUUUGCUGAAGAAUUCAGACAAAUUGAGGAAGAUGUGAAAAAUUAUCUGGGCACCCUGAGACGGGGAAUGAAAGAGAGUCAUUUGAAGGUCUUUAUGGAGCAGCUGUCAAAUGACUUAUUGAAAGCCAUGGAUCAUGAAACGUUGAAAACUCUUGCCAUGCAAAGAGUGCAGCAGCUAAUCCUCAACCCAGAGUCUCGGUCACUGACGGUGUUUCCUCUUCCUGGGAUGUUGUCUUCUGUUUGCAACUCACAGACUACAACCAUUCCACAGCCUUGGCUUCAUUCGAGUAGUGCUUCCGACAGUGACAGUAGCCAAGCACAAGCGAAUGUCUUUCCAACUCAGCCGAGAGCGUUCCUCUGCCCCCUCAGUUCAGCAUACCCGCCAGCUCCCAUCUACUAUCGCCGCCUUACUAUCGGCACUGGUGCCGACAUGGAUUUAAGCUUGUCUUCCUAUGGUACGUGCAAAUAUGUUUCCGGGCAUCACGCUACCGUGUUUUAUGAUGAGAUGUCGAGACAUUUCGAGCUACUUAAUUACAGCGAACACGGGACGGUUGUUGAUAACGUCGUGUAUUGCUGCGAUCUGGAUAUCGAUGUAACCGCUAAAUUGGAGGCGGACAGUGCCAAAGACAGGGAGAGGAAUCAAUCAUUCCAAGGCUUAGAUGACAUAACGAGACGUAGUUGUGAUAAAAUGACCACUUCACUCACGGACCCAAAUGAUGCUUCUCAUUGCGGUUGCCGUAUCGAUGUCAGCUCUCUUAGCUCAGCAGGCAAAAAUGGAGGAUGGGAAGGGACUGGCCUACUCACGCAUGGCUCUCACAUCAAAUUUGGGUGCAUGCAAUUCAUUUUGUGCAUAAGCAACACCAACGAGAAACCUCGUUUUAUUCACCAUUAAAAAUUCUAUUGUUUGCCUCAUUAUGUCUCGCAGUUAUUUUGUUUGUUUUUCAUCUUCGUUCAAAUAAAAUGUGUCAAGCCGUGAAA
This is a messenger RNA of Daphnia magna, 2539 nucleotides long. Its product is annotated as PHD finger protein 12. Gene Ontology annotation, biological process: negative regulation of transcription by RNA polymerase II. Gene Ontology annotation, cellular component: Sin3-type complex; nucleus. Gene Ontology annotation, molecular function: transcription corepressor activity; protein binding. The record is from RefSeq and is a predicted model, not a curated record. Lineage: Eukaryota; Metazoa; Arthropoda; Branchiopoda; Diplostraca; Daphniidae.